AUGCUUGCUUUUAUGACUGAAAAUGGGAUGCGCCAACUUGGGACACCUAAAAUUGGGGUGUUUGCAGAAAGAGUUCGACCAGAUCCACUGCAUUGUGAAAUUAAUGCAUGGCAGCAUUUAUUAGAUUUAAUUUACUGCGAAUGUGUGAAGCAUAACAUGUUCCGGCAGUUUAUUAAAAUAUCAUCAGCUCCUGUUGGUCUUGAACAUAAUAAUCAUUUGGAAACUUUGGAUCAGAUUACAAACCCAGCUGAUUUAAAUGAUUCUAUGGCAGAAGACACAUUAACUUUGUCUGAGAUUGCUAUACCAGACG
Paramuricea clavata is the source of this 310-nucleotide messenger RNA. NCBI's taxonomy places the organism in Eukaryota, Metazoa, Cnidaria, Anthozoa, Malacalcyonacea, Plexauridae. The record is from the annotation of a GenBank genome assembly.